Molecule: messenger RNA, 1020 nt
Organism: Arabidopsis lyrata subsp. lyrata
Lineage: Eukaryota; Viridiplantae; Streptophyta; Magnoliopsida; Brassicales; Brassicaceae
Product: protein CREG1
Exons: 6
Coding region: 181-780 (199 amino acids)
Source: RefSeq, a predicted model, not a curated record
UUAGAAAAUAAAGAAAAGAAGAUAAGAGAGAUCCAAAGAGAUAAGAAUAACAUUAAAGUUCAAAGUUCAAACCCAUGUCUCGGUAUUGGUAUGACGACGAAUUGACUUUAAAAUUUUCUUCCCUUCCCUUCUUCUUUGGUCAUCUUUUGUCAAAUUCGUUUCCAUCAUUACACAAAAAGCAUGGAACUUCAAGUCCUUGUUCGUCCAAUCUUCUUCUUCUUCCUCUUGACAAGUUUACAACAAUCUUCUUCUGCUCGGAUUCUUAUAAUCUCUAAGCCUGAUAGACACGACUACGCCGCAAGUGCUCGUUGGCUUGUCUCUCAGAAUUCUUGGGGUGUUCUUAGCACACUAUCCGUUGAUCAUGAAGGCGCUCCCUUCGGGAAUGUUGUAUCGUUUAGUGAUGGUUUACCCGAGAAAGGCAGCGGUAUACCAUACUUUUACUUAACAACUCUUGAUCCAACUGCAAGAAACGCACUAAAAGACCAGAGAGCUUCACUCGCAAUCAGUGAAUCUCCCGUUGGAACUUGUAAAAGAGAUCCAAUGAAUCCUACUUGCUCUAAACUAACCCUUACCGGAAAGUUACUGAUAUUGGAUGAAGCAUCUGAAGAAGCAGAAGUAGCCAAAAAAGCUUUAUUCACAAAGCAUCCAGAGAUGAUAGAUUGGCCUGAGGAUCAUGAUUUCCGCUUUUUCAAACUCGAUAUCAUCGAUAUAUUUCUGAUCAAUUGGUAUGGUGGAGCUAAACCUAUCACUGUAGAUGAAUACCUUCAUGCCAAGUUGUAAGUACAAUGCGUGAACCCUUUUAAAAACAUCGGAUCAAAGUCGCUUCCUUUUUAUAACAACUCACCGGAAUCAAGCAAAUGGUGAAGCAAGAAGAUGUAUAUUGGAUACACAAUAAAAUGUGUGUAAUUAUUUCUGUAAAUGACUCUUUGUUUUGGACAUGAUAGAUUUUAAAAUCUCCUGUAAAUUACCACAAAGCAAUUUCAAGGUAUCAAUGGAUAAAACUUGCAGAGUGUACAUUUA